Molecule: messenger RNA, 1353 nt
Organism: Bactrocera neohumeralis
Lineage: Eukaryota; Metazoa; Arthropoda; Insecta; Diptera; Tephritidae
Product: queuine tRNA-ribosyltransferase catalytic subunit 1-like
Cellular component (GO): cytosol
Molecular function (GO): tRNA-guanosine(34) queuine transglycosylase activity
Source: RefSeq, a predicted model, not a curated record
AUGUUUGAGUUUAGGGUCAAUCAAGGACCGAGGCCCCCUGUGGCCGCCCGUGCAGGCGUCUUCCAGCUCCCCCACGGCCCUCUGCGCACACCCAUUUUUAUGCCGGUUGCGACGCAGGCCGCGCUCAAGGGCGUCACGGUGGAGCAACUGGAGGAGAUGGACGUUGAGAUCAUUCUCGGCAACACCUACCACCUCGGCCUCCGACCCGGGGAAUACGUGUUGCGCGAGAUCACUGACCGAAAGAAUAGGGCGGAAGAGGAGAAGAAGGAACAAGAAGCUGCACGGGCGGUGAAGGACAACAUGGAUGAUCACUUUUUGGAGGGGUGGAAGCGAAAUAUUUUGACAGAUAGCGGCGGUUUCCAGAUGGUGAGUUUGCUGAAGUUGGCGCAGAUCACCGAGGAAGGCGUGCGAUUCCAGUCAACGCACGGCGGUGGCAGCGGGGUGAUGCCUGCCAACACCGUCGAGGACGAAAGAGGCACCACGGGCGGCGAAGAGAACUGCUCUCUUUUGCUGCGGCCCGAGGACAGUAUUCGCAUCCAGAACGCGAUUGGCGCCGAUAUUAUGAUGCAGCUCGACGACGUCGUGCACGUGCUCACGACGGGACCUCGGGUCGAGGAGGCGGCAAAGCGUUCAGUGCGUUGGCUCGACCGCUGUCUCGCGGCUAACCAAAACCCGCAAAAGCAGUGCAUCUUUGGCAUCGUUCAGGGCGCCCUCGACCCGGCGCUGCGCCAGUACUGCCUGCAGGAAAUGAUUAAACGGACCACCUGCAAGGGAUUUGCCAUUGGGGGUUUGAGCGGCGGGGAGGCAAAGGACGAAUUCUGGCGCAUGGUGCGUCUCUGCACCGACCAGAGCCACGGCGCAGGUCUGCCCAACAACAAACCUCGCUACUGCAUGGGCGUUGGCUACCCCGAAGAUAUCCUCGUGUGCAUUGCGCUGGGUGUGGAUAUGUUUGACUGCGUCUAUGCGUGCCGGACGGCCCGCUUCGGCUCUGCGCUGACGUCAGAGGGGAAGAUACAGAUUGGCAAGCGGCAGUACCGCGCCGACGGCGGCCCACUCGACCCCAAGUGUUCUUGCAAGACGUGCAAGACGUACUCGCGGGCCUACUUGCACACCAUCGCCUCCGCCAAGGACUCCAUCUCGGCCACACUUCUUUCCUACCAUAACUUGGCCUACCUAAUCUCUCUCACCCGCGGUGCACGGACGGCCAUCGAGGAGGGGGCGGUUCACCGAGUACGUGCAAGACUUUUUGUAGCGUACUACCCAAAACGAAUCUACCCUGCAUGGGUGGUGGACGCGCUGCGCUCCGUUGAAAUUGAGCUUCUCCCUCCCAUGGAAGAGCCGACAGGGCUGUGA